UAUAGACUAGGCUCAGUGCAAGUUGUUUAACUCUGUCCUCCACCUUGAGCCAGCCCACUUUAGAGAAGUGGGUAGGAGUGAGGUGGGAUCUGGGGUGGAGGUCUAGAAGUAACCUGACUAGCUUGUUCUGAGAUGUUUGGAGUUUUGAUUUGAGGGUUUUGGAGGUGCUAGGGUACCAGGAGGUGCAUGCGUAAUCGAAAAAGGGUUGAACGAGAGUUCCCGCCAGAAUCCUCAAGGUGCUUUUGUUGACCAGAGAGGAAAUUCUGUAGAGAAAUCUCGUUCGUUGGUUAACCUUUUUGAUUACCUUGUUUUUAGUGGUGAUGGUUUCACAUCAGUGACAGCCGCUCACUGCUACCAUCAUUAAAAUGCUAGUACUCCUUUUUACGCCAUCACCGUGGAUUAACAUGUCCACCAAUUUGUGCGCCUACAGGCUGCCCCUAUAGCACGUCACCGAGCUGAUUUAUGGAAGUAUUUUGGUGCGCUAGCUGCUUCCACAGCUUAUCAGCAGCCUUUUAUUGGCCACGGUUAUUACGCCGCGCCGCGCAAGUGUGUGUACGCAACUGUUGGACAUCCGAAAAGGUCUCUCAUUUUGUCCUUACAAGGGAAUGAGGCGUGCCCAGGGGUCAGACUACAGCAAGGGGGUCUUUAGGAGGUAUGCAAGCCUGAAAGACUUGGAGAAAAUAGAUGCUUCCAUCUGUCUCCAAAUCUGCCCCGUUGCUGACCCACUCCCCUGGAGACUCUGCUGGGUCACAUGGUCCCUGCAAAGCCUUAAAAAAGGCCCAAAUAGCGCGCCCGUGAGUCCAGUCUUCAGACACCCAGCUGGUCUUGGUGGUUCUGGUGAUUUGCGGAGAGCCACCUUAAGACAUGUCAGACACAGAGGAGUACGAACAGGAGGAUGAAGAGCAGGAGGAGUACGAAGAGGAGCUGGAAGAGGAGACAGAACAGGAGGAAGAGUCCAAACCUCGACACAAAACCACUUAUGUACCAAACAUCGCCCCCCCGAAGCUGCCGGAUGGCGAGAAGGUGGACUUCGACGACCUGCACCGCAAGAGACUGGAGAAGGACUUCAAUGACCUCCAGAGCCUCAUUGAGGUGCAUUUCUCCAACCGCCAGAAGGAAGAGGAGGAACUGGUGGACCUGCGCAACCGCAUCGAGCGCCGCCGCUCCGACCGCGCCGAGCAACAGCGGGUCCGCGCCGAGGAGGAGCGGGAGCGCCAGGCCAGGGUGACCGAGGAGCGGGCGAGGCGCGAGGAGGAGGCGGCCAAGCUCCGCGCCGAGGAGGAGGCCAAGAAGAAAAAGAUCUUCACCAACAAGUCCUUCGGCGGCUACCUGCAGAAGGUGGACCAGAAGAAGGGCAAGAAGCUGACGGCGCGCGAGGAGAAGAAGAAGGCGCUACUGGAGCGCCGCAAGCCGCUCAACAUCGACCACCUCAACCAGGAGAAGCUGGCGGAGAAGGCGCAGGACCUCUGGGCGUGGCUCCAUGGGCUCCACGCUGAGAAGUUCCAGCUGGCGGAGAAGCUCAAGCGACAGAAGUACGACAUCUACGUUCUCAGGAACCGCGUCAGCGACCACCAGCGCGGCUCCAAAGCGUCCAAGACCACCCGCGGGGCCAAGGGCAAGUCUGGGUCCUGGAAGUGAGGAAACCUUUCCCGGACUUGUUGUCUUGUUUGUAUCCGACUUUUUUUCGAGGACAUAUUCUGGGGCAGGCGUUAAUGCUGAGGGGCGGAGUCACUGACGUCGAUCUAAUUUAUUCACAUAGUGAUUAUUAAAGUUGGCGAUCUGCAGCCUCCACCAGAAACUGUUUUGUCGUGCUUUCAGAAAUCAUACUUUCAUAACAUUUGUAUUUGUAGCUUCCGUUCAGUCUUGGGAAAUUAACCCAACUGUUGGUUCG
This is a messenger RNA of Entelurus aequoreus (snake pipefish), 1891 nucleotides long. It is a transcript of the gene tnnt2c, whose product is annotated as troponin T2c, cardiac. NCBI's taxonomy places the organism in Eukaryota, Metazoa, Chordata, Actinopteri, Syngnathiformes, Syngnathidae. The coding region runs from base 865 to 1638 and encodes 257 amino acids. Gene Ontology annotation, biological process: regulation of muscle contraction; sarcomere organization; cardiac muscle contraction. The transcript has a single exon. Gene Ontology annotation, molecular function: tropomyosin binding; troponin I binding; troponin C binding. The record is from RefSeq and is a predicted model, not a curated record. Gene Ontology annotation, cellular component: troponin complex.